This is a messenger RNA of Caenorhabditis angaria, 2857 nucleotides long. The record is from the annotation of a GenBank genome assembly. NCBI's taxonomy places the organism in Eukaryota, Metazoa, Nematoda, Chromadorea, Rhabditida, Rhabditidae.
AUGCUUCAGCAAAUUCUGGGUAUUGGGAGUGGUAGUAGUUCGGCUAAUGAUUUGAAAAGAAUUGUUAUCAAGCAAGAGGUGAGUACAUUCUCGGUUCAAAACCCCCAUUUUCAAUAAUAAACUUAACUAAAUUAUUUUGUUGAUGAAAAUGUUUAAAAGUCAUAAAUCUUUAACACCGGGGAGCCUUUCGCUGUCAAUACUAGUACAGUUUGCGACAAAAAAAAGAGACAUAUAUGAAAGAUGGCCUUGAACCGAUAGCAUGCAUCGUUACGUGUGGAAGAAAUGUGAUACCAUCUUUUUUUCUACCCAAUUUUUAGUAGUAGUUCUGGUCGGUCGAUCGCGACAGGACACCAUUUUUUUACGAUUUUUCGCAACAUUUCAUUAUUGAUUUACUUCUUCGGUUGACCAAGUACAAUUCGAUUAAAUUUAUGGAAUGAGAAAUCAAUCAAUCUUUUCCCGAUUUAAAAUGAAAUAAUUAACUUCAUUUUCAAAUCCGCCACAACCUCUAAUCUAGGUCAUAAAACUUCUUUUUUUCUUGCCACCCACAAAUCAUUCCCUCCUCCGCCAUUCCGAAAAAAUCAAUUAUCACAUGGCCUUUGAUAACCAUCUAGGUCCAAUUAAUUUUUCUUAUUAUUAGUUUUAUUAUACCAUUGAUUAUAUAAAAUACAAUUCUUCUUCUAAUUUCAGAAUAUGUCUGGACAGCAGCAACCACACGAUUAUUCAUGGCAAACAGCUCCACCAUCAACAUCAGUUACUGGAACAUCCGAAUUAUUCAGUUCAACAUUUGCCAUGCUUAGUGAUAAUUCAACAUAUUCAGCAAAUGAUAAUAAUCAAUGGAAUGUUAAUAAAGCACCAUUGACACAAAGUAUAUUGUUUGAACAACCACAAAUUCAACCAAUAUCAUCGAUUAAUAGUUUUGAUCCACCUGUUCGAUUUGAUCCACCUUAUGCAUAUCGACAGCAGCAACAGCAACAACAACAACCAACUUAUAGCACUAAUAAUAUAACUCAACAUUAUUAUAUUCAACAGCAGCAUCCACAACCAAGGCCUUAUGUUCCUGUUCCACAAACUCAACAACAACAAUUUUAUCAACCAACAACAGCUACAACAACAUCAACAUCUUCAACUCCACAAACUCAACAACUUUUAAUGGCUCCGUCUGCUGUUGUUAUGCGACCUGAACCACUUCGACCAACAAAUAAUAGUAAAAUCGAGCAAAGAAAAUCGCCACAAGUUUCAAGACAACAAUCAAAUACUGUUUCACCGUGUGAUGAUGUUUCUCUAAAUAGUCCCGGUUUAACAUCAAGUGCCUCUGGAACACCGCCAUUAAAUGCGGAUACAAGUACAGAUUUAGAAGGACCAGAUGAGGAAAGAGUUAUGUGUAUGGCGUGUAGAGGAGUUUAUCCAUCGAGAAGAAGUUUGACAGGACAUAUUGGACGAAAUGAGAAAUGUCGAGAAAUUAUCGGUCGGAAUUAUUUGGAUGCGGUUGCAUCAGGUGUAAAUCCACCAAUUCCUGGAACUGAUGCCGCAAUUAAAUCGGGUGCGAUUACAACAGGACAAGAUGGAAUGUCACCAGUUUGUCCAUUUUGUGAUCGAUUUAUUAGUCAUUAUAAGGUAUGUUGGAUUUUCUUUAAGAUUUUCAACAAAAAGUGUAAUUUAAGGGUAACAUUCGUCGUCAUAUUAAUCAAUGUUGCAAAAAUACGGAACCAAUAAAACGACCUGGAAGUGGUGAACUCAACAAAAGUAAAUUGAAAAAACCAAAAACCGAAGAUGGUUUCCAUCAACCUGAUUUCAAUGAUUAUGAAGCGAUGAAUCAUAUGAUGACUGGUUCUGGUUCUCAACUCUCACCGCAAUCUUCAUCUUAUUAUGGAGGAAGUGACUUAUGUUCACCAAAUGGUGGCGGACCUGCUGGUGCAGCUUAUUCAAAUUAUGAAGGGGUAAGUGUUUUGGGGUAAAAAGGGUUGUCAUAAUUCCAAAAAAUCUCCAAAUUCUAAACGACGACAACCUUUUUAUUUAAAUAAACAUGGAGACCGUUGAAAAACGUCAUGUUUUCAGUUCCAUACUCCACAAAAGAAUGGGCCGAAACGUGAACAAGCUCCACCUGAUGUAUGUUAUUAUAUCAUCACACAACUCUAUAUUCUAUAUAGUUUUCUUUUUCUGUAUGUUGUGUGUUUAUUUUUACAGGACGCUUACAUUUGUGAAGAUUGCGAUUUUGUGACAGUUUACAAAGGAAAUAUGAAACGACAUUUGAACACGUGUCAUCCAGUUACUGAUUGUAAAAAUCUCAAAGGUUUGUGUUUUUUUUCCUAGUGCUCAAAGUGUUUUGUUCCCAAUGUAUGCUUUAAAAGAUGUAAAAACAAUUGAAAAGAUUUUUUCUGAAAUUUGAUAGAGCGAAUUAAAUUUCAGUUUUGAAGCUCUAAUCAAAUGCUCAAUAAUUUUUACCUCUCUGAAGCAUACGCUUUUCUAUCUCUUUGUAUUCAAAAGUGGUAUUUUUAGUCGUCGAAUGGGAUAUGAAACUUGAAUCGAUGCGUGCUUCAAAUAUGGGAAUUGUUGGUGAUCGAUUACAAGAAAAACUAGCACUUCAUAAACAAAACUCUUCACGCGGUCGAAAACCAAGAAAGAAGAAGGAAAAUCAGAAUUCCGAAGAGGUAAUUUUUUUUCAAAAUGUUUUUUGGUAAAAAUAUAAUUUCUUGAAUAGAUUUUUUAUUCGAAAAAAUUAUAUUUCAUGAAUCACCCCAGUAGAUAAAAACUCUCUAAAUAGAACUAAAAUCUAUUUUUUCAGAGUGAACCAUUGAUUGAAGAAUACAAACCAACAAUUUCAAAUGUGCCUGAUUCUUAUGUGACUUAUGCUCAAUAA